AUGUCUGCUCGCAAGCCUCGGAGCGACGCGGCCCGUGGCGGCAUCGACACCUUUUCCUCACCAUGCUACACAAUACCCUGGCAGCCCAAGAAAAAGGCAAAGCGUGCCUCGAGCAAGGCUGCGCUCGACGACUCCAGCGAGCCUCCGUUCCCUAUCCUCGCAGAAUUUGAGGCCGACAGCGACCCGGCUUACGUCCGAUACAACUCCUACUGCAUCGCAGUACAGAGGACCGAGGCGCUCUUCGAGAAAUGCAUGGACCUCGUCUACACGCCCCUCUUUGAGGAUCUCAAAUCCUUCUUCCAUACCGACUCGGGCUCCAGCAACCCCAACGCCCAUCCCGUCUUGGCAGGCACCGCAAUCGCAAAUCAAGAUCUCUUCCUUCCUGGAUUUGAAACCUUGCGCUCCGACAAUCACGGCACUGUCCACCAAGAUGGGCCCUCAAGCAGCAUCCAGACGGCCCUGCUCAUAUCCACAUCGGCUCCCUCUCUCUCCUCCUUCUCCGGGCGUCUUGUCUCCGAGAUCUCCGAUGCCAGCAACGAUGGCGCACAAAGCAUCGUCGUCACUCUCUCAGCCAGCGAAUGCUCCAACCUCUACACUGCUCUUCGCCUCGUCGUCGCACGCUUCAUAGCACAAGGAUCGACCAUGCCUGCACAUCCGGCCUCGGACGCUCAUGCACCAUCUCUCGCCGAAAUCGAAGCAGCCGCAUUCGCCGGCAAGGUCGAACCCGACCUUCACGUCCUCGCCCUCUGGUGGAGCCGCAAGUUCGGCUCGUCGCAUCGCGCUCCCAGACUGGUGGUUAAUCUACCCAUGAUCGAGUCCAUCGAGCCGACGGUGCUUUCGGAUCUCUUGUCGUCCCUGCAGACCUUUGUCGCCGAGCCUUGCAAAACUGCAUCCGCCUCCACAGACCCAGCUGAUUCCCCCCCGUCGCGACCGCAGCUCUUGCUCGUGCUCGGCAUCACAUCACCCUCGGGAGGUCUUGCCGCUGCCUCCGCCGGGACCUCCGCCAAUGCAGCCGCAACAGCAGCCCCUGCCCCGUGGAUCGAAUUCAUCCCGCGACAGGUGCUGCGCGUCCUCGAUAUCUCGCGCUUCUCGUUGCCCAGCAAGGAGAUCGUCUGGUCUCGCCUUGUCCAGUCCUUCUUGACCUCCCGCGAGCUCCCGCUUUCCCUGGGCGCGUCGACUUUCGAGUACAUCCGCGAGACGUACUGGGAGAGGGACGCCGAUCUCGAUGCCGUGCUCGACGCCGUGCGACUGGCGUGCUUUAUGCACUUUUCCGGCAAGCCCGAAUCGGUCUUUACCAUCCCAGGCGAGGCGAGCAAGAUCCGCUUCUUCAGUUGGACGCCAAAGAUGGUCGAGAGGAUCAAGAUCGCCUUUCUCACCACCGCCGAGUCUGGCGACCUCGUCCUGCCACUGCUCGGCGCAUCUUCUGGCUCGUCCGAUCUCGACGUCGAUGAGUUCCUGCAGGAAGCUGCGCGCUCGGACCAAUUCAUCCUCGGCAAGUUGGACCAGCUCCACCAUCCGCGCGACUUGCUGUGCUACCGCAUCGAGUUUGCCAUUCGCUUCCUGUCGCGUGCAUUCGAGGCGCUGCAGCGCAUUCAGAAUCAAGCAAAUACAGCCGCGCAGGCGAUGCAUGCUCGUACUCUCACUGCUGCUUCGCAGCAAGCGGCCGAGAUCGACGAACAGCGCCAGCUCGAGCGCGCCAGCGAGAUCCUCACCCAGGUCGUCAUGCAGUGUCUCAACGCAUCUGUCGGCUCGCUCGAAGCCGACCAUCGCCCUCCGGCUAUCUUGACGCUGCGAAAUGGCCUGGCCAGGCUCUGCAAUGCUGCACGUCGGCUGCUGUCGGACGAAUUCGAGACGCUUCUCGACGAUAUGGUCGGCGCGGCCGAGGACGAAGCGCGCGCGAUCGAAGACAGCGUUGCUGAAAGCAUCGACAUGGCUGAAUCGGACCACGCUGGUCAGUCGAGACAGCUUCGCACUGCCAGCGAGGCGAUUGCCGCUCACAGCGCGAAAUUCUUGGCGGGAAUGCGCACGUUCCAGCAGCGGCUAUCGCAGACGCUGGCGGCGGGCAGCGCUGGUGUGGAAGAAGACGACGAUGCUGAUGUCGGUGCUGCAUCGGCUUCGGGUGGCGCAAGUGCGCAGGCCGCCAAGCAGCGUCGCGAGGCGCGGCUGCAGCGCGUACAGCGCAAGCUGCUCAUGGAGGAAAAGCUGCUGGGCCUCAAGCGCGAAAUCACCGACUGGAUCGUCGCUUCCGUUCAGGAGCUGGUCGACUGGAGGCAGAUCGGUCGCGAGCUGUCCGGCCUCGACAACGGACCACUGCAACUGCUCAAGGACAUCUUUUGGGUCGACUGCUACGGUCCACUGUCCACGUUGCUGGAUCCAUCGACGCGUGCGGGGGUCACGCUGCCAUUGACUGCACCCGGCGAGUUUGUCGAGAGCCUGUACGAUGCCGCGCUCAGCGUGGUACCCGAGGAAGAGCUGGACGAUAUCGACAUCGAAGGCCUCCAGUCCUCACAGACCCCCGACGUGUGUCGACUGUACAAACUCUACGGCGAGUGCGGCAAGUUUGUCAAUCUCGCCGACUGGUUCGACGCGUUCAAGCAGACCGUCCAAUCCGACGAGGCGACCAGGACAGGCAAGCAGGACCUUGCACGCGAGCAGUCAGCCACGGACUCGACUGCUAACCAAGGCGAAGCGAAUGUCGACGCCAACGAGGUAGAUACACCUUCCACGCCUUCGAAGCGACGCAGUCCGAGCAAACGAACCGUCCAACUGGCCGAUGCGGACGAGUACGAUCCCGACCUACUCGACACGCCGUCGAGGAAGCGCUCGCGUUUCGCCGAACCCAUACAACCCGAUGAUGAGGCCGAGGAGGCGCCUGGGAGCGAGACGGAUCUGCAGUGCCGAUUCGCCUUGGCCCUCAACCAGCUUGCGCGCAUGGGCAUGAUCCGAGGCACCAAACGCCGCAACGAACACAUCACAAAGGUCCUCUGGGACCUCGUUCCCGAUACCUUUUGA
This is a messenger RNA of Moesziomyces antarcticus, 3012 nucleotides long. RefSeq lists its product as uncharacterized. Gene Ontology annotation, cellular component: nuclear pre-replicative complex; DNA replication preinitiation complex; nuclear origin of replication recognition complex. Gene Ontology annotation, molecular function: DNA replication origin binding. The coding region runs from base 1 to 3012 and encodes 1003 amino acids. The record is from RefSeq and is a predicted model, not a curated record. Gene Ontology annotation, biological process: DNA replication; DNA replication initiation. Lineage: Eukaryota; Fungi; Basidiomycota; Ustilaginomycetes; Ustilaginales; Ustilaginaceae. The transcript has a single exon.